Messenger RNA from Zonotrichia albicollis (white-throated sparrow), 632 nucleotides. Lineage: Eukaryota; Metazoa; Chordata; Aves; Passeriformes; Passerellidae. The record is from RefSeq and is a predicted model, not a curated record.
GGCCAUGCUGGUGAGGACCCUCUGGGGACACCCAGGGACACUCGGGCUGGACACACACAGUGCCACCUGGGCCUGAAAUGUUCCCUCUGUGUCCCCUAAUCCCGGUGUCGCCAUCAUCCCCCGUGUCCCCUGCAGGUGUGGGACGUGUCCACCGAGACCUGUGUGCAGCUGCAGUGGUUUGGGGGUGGCGGUGUCACCUACUUGGCCUGGUCCCCCGACGGCAGCAAGGUGCUGGCAGCCACCCCCUCGGCCGUGUUCCGGGUGUGGGAGGCCCAGAUGUGGACCUGUGAGCGCUGGCCCACCAUCAGGGGACGCUGCCAGACAGGGUGCUGGAGCCCCGAUGGCAGCCGGCUGCUCUUCACCGUGCUGGGCGAGUCCGUCAUCUACUCCUUGUCCUUCUCCGAGUACCGGGGGGAGAUGCAGGGGCAGGUGGGAGGCUCCAAGACAGCCUCGAUCGUGGCAGACCUGUCCGAGACCACCUUCGAGACCCUCUACGGGGAGGAGAGGAUUGGAGGAGAGGUUCAUUCCAUGGUGUGGGACCCCACCGGGGAGAGGCUGGCUGUGAUCAUCAGAGGUCAGUCCUGCCCCGUUCCCUGCUUGGCCUGGGGCUGCUGCUGCCCUGGGAGAAGGGA